UUGAAGAACCCAUUCCCGCCUCUCUGGCCUUUGAUAUUUCUACUAAAUCUAAUAACCCAAAUACCCAACACCUAUAAUACUGUAUCAACUCUUUCGCCCGCAUCUGUUGCAGUUGCAGGAUCAGGACUAUACAGCAAUGGAAAAGAAUGAAAAACAAAGGAAUAGAUCAUUGUCAAAGCUUCCGCUGGAUCUCAUAGGAAGCAUACUGUCCAGACUUCCUGUCAAGUGUCUUCUACAAUUGAAAUGUGUUUGCCGGGCCUGGCAUGAUCUCAUUUCCAAUCCCAAAUUUGCCAAAUAUCGCCUCAAACAUUUUAUCAUCCAAGAGAAGCUCAUGCUCAUGGAGCACUUUCUUUAUCCAGUGCAGUAUGAUGGGCUGAAUAGUGUGGUAGAGGAGCUUGAUUAUCCUGUUACUCCUAGUUCUGUCUAUGUCUUUUUUAACAUUGUUGGAUCUUGUAAUGGUUUGUUAUUAAUAAAUCCUAAAAAUGAUGCCUUGGUUUUGUGGAAUCCAUCCACUAGAGAGGCAAGGGAGCUGCCAAAAUCACCCAUCGAGUUCCCCACUCGUUCUCGUAAAUGCUUGUCUACUGUAUAUGGGUUUGGUUAUGAUUCCUUUGCUGAUGACUACAAACUGGUUCGAGUGGUUACAUUUGCUACUGAAAGGUUUGAAACAGAAGUGAAACUGUAUUCUUUGGGAACCAAUUCCUGGAAACGGAUUGAAGACUUCCCAUACAGUGUUCCCAACAAAUCUGAUGGGAUACUUGUGAAUGGAGCUCUUCACUGGUUGGUAUAUUUGGAGAAUGAUUUAGUUUGCCCGUAUUUUGUCUCUUAUCUUGAUCUGGCUGAGGAGAAAUAUGGUUGGCUGGAAUUGCCUGAUUAUGAAUCUGGUCAAUCAUUUUGUGAUAUUGGGGUUUUGGGAGGAUGCCUACAUAUGUACCGAUAUGUCAGUGACAUUAUUUUUGAAGUGUGGUCUAUGAGAGAAUAUGGAACAACUGAGUCAUGGACUAAAUUUUCCAUCAUUGUCCCACAUAUGACAGGACUUGAAAAUUUUGUUCAUGUGAAGCCUUUGUGUUUAACAGAAAAGGGUCAAAUAAUAUUGAGGGUAGGCAGAAAGAAACUAGUUAUGUACAAUCCAAAAGAAGAAUUGUUCAGGUAUUUACGGUCUCAUGGCUUGUCAGAGAAUUCUGUUGUAGGGACCUAUGUGGAGAGCCUUGUUUUACCUUACAAUUUCGAUGUUCCUGGGGGGCAGUAUCAUGCAGAAUGGUAGCAAGAAAAAAGAAUGAUUAGAAUGGAGGAAUGGUGAUAGGAGUUUGAGGCUAGUGUGGAGCUGAGGUUUCCUAUCUAGUUGGACUUUUUGGUUAGAGACUGCAUGCCUGUCUAGAAGAUAUCUUGAGCAGUUUUUGUAUUUUUUGAAGGUAUAGCCUGUGUAAUCUGACCAUGAUGUAGUAUCAACUUUGACAUAAGAUUUUGAGGUUGGAUUUUCUAUAUAUAUAUAUGGAUUGUACUUGUGUUGAAGUAUGUUUUCAUGUUCUGAUGACAAUGUAACCUUUUUUUAAGCUUGUAGUUAUGCUAUGAAAUUAUGAAUUGACUUCAUAGUAUUGUGGAGACAUGUAAGAAAUUUCUUAUGAGAUUUAAUUUGUUUAAGGAAUCUGUCACCAUUUGGGAUUAGUUUUAUCAAUGUCCGGACUCCCGGGUCGUGACAGUUGAGAACAUGCUUGUUACUGUAUGUGACUGAGAGAAUUCUAUGGUACACGGUACACACUUUUCUAAUUUUAACUGUUCAGGUGUGUUGCAUAGAAUUUUCCAUUGUUUAUAUCUCUUCUGAUUAUUAUGUGCUGAGUGCUGACACAUUGCAGCAAGCUAUGACUGGCAGAAUCGAUUUUAAAACUGUAUUUAUGCCAUUUUGUUCAUGAGUAUCGAGAAGAGGGAGAAAGUUUUACAACAUCACAAAUAAUUGUACUGGCAUAGCACAGCUUGUGUUGAAGAACUCUUUGGCCAACAUUCUGGGCACCAAAAUUCAAGGAAUCUUUAGAGGUUCCAAGGGGAAAAUCAUGAAAGUUACGCAUUUGUCUUUAUCCUAGGAGUAGGCUUCAUUUGUCGGCUUAUUUUAACUUAAGAUUCCAUUGCUCAUUUGUACUAAGUUUUGUUGGGGAAUGGUCUCAAAAUGUUUUUUACAUUGAGUCCUUUAUUGGAUUUUGAU
Molecule: messenger RNA, 2194 nt
Organism: Quercus lobata
Lineage: Eukaryota; Viridiplantae; Streptophyta; Magnoliopsida; Fagales; Fagaceae
Product: F-box protein CPR1-like
Exons: 3
Coding region: 137-1261 (374 amino acids)
Molecular function (GO): protein binding
Source: RefSeq, a predicted model, not a curated record